UGUCCGCCCUGUUAACCAAAAAAAAACGACACACAAGAACUAAGGAACGCGGGUUGUUUCAUCAGCGAACGUGAAGUCAACUGUAUUUGGUCGUGUUGUCAACUGUAUUUGGUCGUGUUGUCGAGCCUUCGAACAUUCUAAAGUAAACCCAAAGGAUCUCUCCUGCUCCGUCUUAACUCUUCACCGCUCUGCUCAGUCAACCCCUUCAGCUUUGCAGCUCCCUCCGCAGACGCGACCAUGGUAGACAAGAUGGCCUCCUUUGGCCGGAUCUUGUUGCGACGCAGGGUACUGGACUGCUCCGAUGAGGGAAGCCGAUUCGCCCGCUGCCUCUCCACACUGGACCUGGUGGCCCUGGGGGUGGGCUCUACGCUAGGGGCAGGGGUGUACGUCCUAGCUGGUGAGGUAGCCAGGGAGAAGGCUGGUCCUGCCAUCGUGCUCUGCUUCCUCAUCGCUGCGCUCUCCUCCAUGCUGGCCGGACUCUGUUACGCCGAGUUUGGCGCCCGCGUACCCAAGACUGGUUCGGCGUACCUGUACAGCUACGUGACGGUUGGCGAGAUCUGGGCUUUUAUCACGGGGUGGAACCUCAUCCUCUCCUAUGUCCUCGGUACAGCCAGUGUGGCCCGAGCCUGGAGCUCUAAUUUCGAUAGCCUGGUAGAGCAGAGGAUAUCAGACUUCUUCAGGUCGUCCAUGGCCAUGAGCGCCCCGGGGGGGGUGCUGGCUGAAUACCCGGACCUGUUUGCGCUCAUCCUCGUGCUCUUAUUAACCGGGCUGCUGGCGUUUGGCGUGAGUGAGUCGGCUCUGGUGAAUAAGAUCUUCACAGGGGUCAACCUGGUGGUGCUGGGCUUCGUCAUCAUCUCAGGCUUUGUGAAGGGAGACACAGUUAACUGGAACCUUACUUUGGAGGACUUUAACAAUGCAAGUAACACCAACGUGUCCAGCUUAUCCAAAGAGGUUGUGGAUAAGACGUUUGGCACUGGUGGUUUUGCUCCUUUUGGCCUCCGUGGCAUUCUGUCUGGUGCUGCCACGUGUUUCUAUGCCUUUGUGGGGUUUGACUGCAUCGCCACUACAAGCGAAGAGGCUAAGAACCCAACUCGUUCCAUCCCUGUGGGCAUCGUGGCCUCUCUGCUCAUCUGUUUCUUCGCCUACUUCGGGGUGUCUGCGGCCCUUACACUCAUGAUGCCCUACUACCUGCUGGACACCAAGAGCCCCCUGCCAAAGGCCUUCAUCCACGUAGGCUGGCCUGCUGCUCACUACAUCGUGGCUGUGGGCUCCCUCUGUGCUCUCUCCACCAGCCUGCUUGGGUCCAUGUUCCCCAUGCCGAGGGUUAUCUACGCCAUGGCAGAGGAUGGGCUCCUGUUCCGUGGCCUGUCCCGCAUGAACACGCGUACAAAGACGCCCCUGAUGGCCACCAUCGUCUCUGGCUGUGUGGCAUCUCUGAUGGCCUUCCUCUUUGACCUGGCUGCCCUGGUUGACCUCAUGUCCAUAGGGACACUGCUGGCCUACUCACUAGUGGCCAUCUGUGUGCUCAUCCUCAGGUACCAGCCGGGCACCCUGAGCUCGUCCAGUCAGAGUGAGAAGCUGGUGGAGCUGGUGGGAGGGGAGAAGGUGGCCGUGUCCGGGCGAGACAGCGGUGACGAGGACGGCCUGGAUCUGGAGGACCGACCCCUCCGGGAGAAGUUCACCCCCCGCCGCCUCCUCUUCCCCAGCGGGAAUCUACCCACUAAGAUCUCUGGGAACAUCGUCUAUGCCACCACGGCCAUUAUCUCGGUGCUCAUCACUGUGCUGUGUGUGGUUUUGGCGGGGAAGCUGGAUGAGUUGAUCGAGGUUCAGCCUGUGUGGGUCACGGUGUGUGUAGUACUGGCCUUGCUCUGUGCACUUUGUGUCGUCAUCAUCUGGAGGCAACCCGAGAGCAAGGAAGCUCUCACCUUCAAGGUGCCCUUGUUGCCUUGGCUGCCUCUGUUCAGUGUCUUUGUCAACAUCUACCUCAUGAUGCAGCUGGACCUGGCUACGUGGUGCCGCUUUGCUGUUUGGAUGGGCAUUGGAUUUGCAAUCUACUUCUGCUACGGGAUCUGGCACAGCAGCGAGGCAGUCAACAGCACCCCCCGGAAAUACGAGCCUGCCCUCCAGACCAAGAAGAAGCCCAUCUACCUGGGGAGAGACGAGAGUGAGGCGGAGGGGAUGAGUCCCUGAACGGCUAGGGGCUGGAGGAAACCCCACACGUUAUACCACUGAAGGGAAGGCAGACAAUUCAACUGACACUGCAAUGUGUGUCUCUAGAUUGGUUUACCUUUCAUUUUUGGGAGAUCUGUCUUACACUUUAUUGGACAGUUGAUGAGUAAUACUUUCAACACUCAAAGUUGCUAUUAAGAUUACUAGUGAUUUUUUUUAUUUAUUUAUUAACCGUUAGUCUCUUGCUAGUUGGUGGCCGUGCCUCCAAUCGUUAGCCCCCCAGCAGCAAUAUGCUGUACAGGAUCUGUUGGUUAGGGCCAUAUGUAUUACUGGGUACCAGUGGGUCUGUGGGGUUUACAGUCUUGGUCAGGGCCUCCGUAGACUUGUUAACCGUGCCGAGGCCCGAUGUGGGCGUUUUUUUUUUUUUUUUUUUUUUAAUUUUUAUUUUAAAUUUUACCUUUUAUUUAACCAGGCAAGUCAGUUAAGAACACAUUCUUAUUUUCAAUGACUGCCUAGGAACAGUGGGUUUAACUGCCUGUUCAGGGGCAGAACGACAGAUUUGUACCUUGUCAGCUCGGGGGUUUGAACUUGCAACCUUCCGGUUACUAGUCACACGCUCUAACCACUAGGCUACCCUGCCGCCCCUGGGAUGACUGUCGUAGACGAGCUGUCCUCCACCUCCAAAGAGCAACCGAUUUAACAGUAGUACCUUGUGCACCUAGUUGCAGAAAUUAGAAUUUUUGUUGUUGGUGUCAGCUUCUUCAGUAAGCUGCAUGAGAUGGAAAUAUCACCAGGGAGACCUCAAACUACAUAUCCUAUAAUGUUAAAGGCGUUUAUGAACAAUCCGUUGCCGGUGAUUCUUUCUGUCGUACAUUUUGUCUUCGAACGUAUGGUAAAAAUAGUCAAAGUAAUGAUGUAUGUUAUUUUCAUGGUGAUGUAAGUCCCUGUGUUACUUGCCUCUGAGGUCCAUCCAAAGAAUUGACUGAGGUAAAUAUCAACCUUUUGGAGGGUGAUAACGCAUCCAGGCACCUCUGCACUGUCUGCUGAAUAGUCUUUAAUUUCGGUAUCAUCAUUGGGGCUGUUCUGUACUCUUGUAAACCCCUUUUUAUAUGCAUUUCUAUUUAUCUCUGGAGUUUUGAUUUACAAAUUCGAGCUACCCUUUUUAUAUGUAAAUACUUGAGUUUGAGAUCUCUGCCUCGAUUGCUUGAGCUGUCUACAGACGUAGAUUUAACUGUCAAACAAAGAAAUUACCCGCGUGAUCUAGACGAUGCGCUGUGAUUCUUUUUUUAAAGACAGUGAUUUUAGUCCUGGUCAGCUAUUACCACUAAUAUUACUUUAGUUGUAGCUUCUUGUGAACCUAUUUUCACAAACAUUUUUAGUUUCCAUUGAAACUUGUUCUUGGCAGCUUGGCUGUCGGGUUUGCAUCAUUUUAGUCAUCUAUUUUCCUGCUCUGCCCUUCAACUGACUUUAAUCGAGUAAUGUGCUUUUUAUAGAUGUUUUGUGUUCAUGUACUCUUGAUUACCCCCUUGCUUUUAAUGUGUUACUGUGUAUAGCAAAACUUGCUUCACCAAAUAAUUGACAGGUCUACUCGUGAAUCUAUUUGUUAAUAGUCACUAGUUGUGGUGCUGCUUGACCAAAUUACAUUUUGCUUUGGAGACACUGGUUCAAGAACAUGAGUAUGACCAGCAAAAACUGGUCUCUAAAUUUGAACUUUAUUUGCUCAUCUCCAAAGACCCUGGAGAUGGCGAGGAUAAUUGAUAGAUAUGGUAUUGUAG
Molecule: messenger RNA, 3944 nt
Organism: Oncorhynchus tshawytscha (Chinook salmon)
Lineage: Eukaryota; Metazoa; Chordata; Actinopteri; Salmoniformes; Salmonidae
Product: cationic amino acid transporter 3-like
Exons: 12
Coding region: 238-2190 (650 amino acids)
Biological process (GO): amino acid transport; transmembrane transport
Cellular component (GO): plasma membrane
Molecular function (GO): amino acid transmembrane transporter activity
Source: RefSeq, a predicted model, not a curated record